Molecule: messenger RNA, 1046 nt
Organism: Drosophila willistoni
Lineage: Eukaryota; Metazoa; Arthropoda; Insecta; Diptera; Drosophilidae
Product: peritrophin-48
Exons: 2
Coding region: 4-993 (329 amino acids)
Cellular component (GO): extracellular region
Molecular function (GO): chitin binding
Source: RefSeq, a predicted model, not a curated record
ACAAUGGGAAAUGUUUCGUACUUAUGGCUUUGUUUGGCAGCCCUAUUAUUAAGCGGUGUAAAUGCUCGAGAUGAGGACAUUUGCCGUUUGUUCUCUAAUGGCACUGUCAUCCGUGAUCCAGACUCUUGUAGCCGUUAUAUAACCUGCAUUGACUUCACUAGCCAUUAUAGCAGUUGCACUGGAUCAACGGCCUUCUUCGAUAAGGACUCGGAAAAAUGCGUUAAGAGCUUGUCGAGCGAUACAACUUGCCAAGUCUCGUGUGCCGGAGCCAGCGAGAAAUUUGUUGCCGAUCCCAAAUCCUGCUAUGGCUACUACUAUUGCGCCAACGAGGAGACACCCAUGUAUGGCACUUGCCCGGAGGCAACACACUUCAAUGCCACCACACAAGCCUGUACCCGUCUAUAUGAGUCGGCUUGCAGUGUCCUUAGCUUUGACUAUUGUAGCAUUGUCAAGAACAGUGUGAACUUUGACAAUGUUCAGGCGUGCAAUCAGUAUCACACCUGCACCAAGGGUAAAUUGACCACAAAGACCUGCGAUAGUGGCUAUUACUAUCAGGCUAGUACGGGUACUUGUGUGGUCAAAGCCAAAGUUGAGUGUGUUGCCCAUCCGCUGCCCAAGGAUGUGUGCGGCACUGCAAAGAAGCCCUAUGCCAACAAAUUCGUAUCGGACGGUGCCACAUGUCGUGGCUAUUUCUAUUGUGCCUCGCAAGCGGAUGGCACUCCGGAUGCAAGUCCCACCUGGAAUCAGUGUCCCAAUGAUAAGUUUUUCGACAGCACCACCGAAACCUGCCGUACCCCCAAUGAAGUCAAGUGCACUGAGGAUCGUUGCGAUGGACGUUCAAAGAGUUUUGUACUGAGCAGCACCACGGGAUGCCGUCACUACCUGCGAUGCGUGGAUGGCAUCACCCUGGACGAAAAGAGUUGUGGUAAUUACUUCUUCGACGAGGAGAAAGGCGCAUGUGUGGCCAAUGUUUUAACCUUUGACAUUUGUUAAAUAAGCAACAGAUGUACAUAAUUUGUUUACAUUAAUAAAAUUUCAAUCAUCGA